Messenger RNA from Gregarina niphandrodes, 228 nucleotides. RefSeq names its product ubiquitin-related modifier 1-like protein. Gene Ontology annotation, cellular component: cytoplasm; nucleus. The record is from RefSeq and is a predicted model, not a curated record. Gene Ontology annotation, biological process: tRNA thio-modification; protein urmylation. Lineage: Eukaryota; Apicomplexa; Conoidasida; Eugregarinorida; Gregarinidae. Gene Ontology annotation, molecular function: protein tag activity. The transcript has a single exon. The coding region runs from base 1 to 228 and encodes 75 amino acids.
AUGAUCGGUCUCAUCACCCAGUUCGCCAAUGAGCUGCUGGAACCUGCUGGUCGGCCGCAUUUCGUCUUCGAAGACGACGCCGGCCGAGUGGUGUUGCGCCCUGGCAUCCUGGUCAUGGUCAAUGACACUGACUGGGAGUUCCUCGGCGACACGACCGAAGACAAGUACGCCCACGUCCUUCAAGACAACGACACCGUCCAGUUCAUCACCACUCUGCACGGCGGCUAA